Salvia hispanica is the source of this 660-nucleotide messenger RNA. NCBI's taxonomy places the organism in Eukaryota, Viridiplantae, Streptophyta, Magnoliopsida, Lamiales, Lamiaceae. The record is from RefSeq and is a predicted model, not a curated record.
UCCAUUUCAUAGUUCAUUUCUCACCCACACACUGAGCAAUAAGGCAAUAAUAAUGGCUAGCCUUGCAAGCACAAUGUUCAGCUCCGCCGUGGUUCCCCGGAGGCCGGCAGUCGGAAGCAGCAGCCUUCGGUCGGUCCCGAAGGCGGCGGGUGUAAUCGGUGUGAAGAGUGAGAGCAGCAGGAGAGGAGUGAGGUGCAUGGCGAAGCACAAGGUGAAGCUGAUAACCCCGGACGGAGAGGUGGAGUUCGACUGCGAUGAUGACGUGUACAUCGUGGACCAGGCGGAGGAGCAGGGAAUUGAUCUGCCCUACUCGUGCCGCGCUGGCUCCUGCUCCUCCUGCGCCGGCAAGGUCGUCAGCGGCAGCGUCGACCAGUCCGACGGCAGCUUCCUCGACGACGACCAGUUGGAUGAAGGAUGGGUGCUCACCUGCGUCGCCAAACCCACCUCCGACGUCGUCAUCGAGACUCACAAGGAGGAGGAGAUCGUUACCUAAUCUCUCAUUUCAUAAUUACAUUUUCUUAUUUACAUUACACCUGUUUGCUACUCCAAUUGCUGUCCCUUCAACUUCCAAUUUUAAGUUUAAUUAACCUAUAUAAAUGCUACUCCCUAUUAUUGUUGUUGAUCAUUUUGCACAUGAAUAUAGUUGUGCUUCCAAAGCCA